This is a messenger RNA of Penaeus indicus, 1662 nucleotides long. Its product is annotated as monocarboxylate transporter 12-B-like. Bases 1 to 1662 code for a protein of 553 amino acids. The record is from RefSeq and is a predicted model, not a curated record. Gene Ontology annotation, molecular function: monocarboxylic acid transmembrane transporter activity. NCBI's taxonomy places the organism in Eukaryota, Metazoa, Arthropoda, Malacostraca, Decapoda, Penaeidae. Gene Ontology annotation, biological process: transmembrane transport. The transcript has 7 exons. Gene Ontology annotation, cellular component: membrane.
AUGAGCCCCGACGUCGUGGCGAGAGAACGUCUGAACUCUUCGAUCUGUUGGGCCGAAGCGAGGGAGAGUGACGAGACGAGAGGACGUGGAAUGAUGGAAACCACUGACAAUGAUACAGAAACAUGUAUAAACACCGGUACAGAGGAGGAACUCACAGUGGGAAACCGACCACCACAGGAAACAAACGCUGUGAUAUGCCAGAUCUCAGAAGUGAAAGACGGUGAGGAUGAUGCCGAUUGCAUAAGGAAAAACGGCAGUCAAAUAGUUUCGCAAAGUAUAAGUGACGAAAACACGACAAAUGAAGAGGAUCGGAUACCAGACGGAGGUUGGGGUUGGAUUGUCGUCUUCGGCGCUUCGCUCGUGUUGGUCUUGGUGGACGUGAUCGGCCAGUGCUUCGGGAUCGUGUUCUCCACCUUCCUGCUGGACCUCGGGACGUCGUCGGUGAUGACUGCCUGGAUCUUCAACAUGUUCGGCUUCCUGUGGUGUCUGACGGGGCCUCCGCUGAGUCCUCUGAUCAAGGAAUUCGGCUGGAGGAGAGUUACCUUCGUGGCCUCCUUCCUCCUGGCGGGGUCGACGAUCUCGUCUGCCUUCGUUACGUCCGCCUGGGCACUCUUCUUCACGUACUCUGCCCUUGGGGGCAUCGCUUGCGGGCUGCUCUCCAACAUAAGCUACAUGAUCGUGCCUCACUACUUCACGACGAGGCGCGGCCUGGCCAGCGGCAUCAUCAUGAUGUGGGACUGCGGCGGCCAGCUCUUGGGGUCGCCCCUCGUCAAGUUCCUGCAGGACGAGUACGCUUACAAGGGCGCCACGCUCAUCCUCGGGGGCGUCGUCCUCAACUGCUGUGUGGGCGCCGCGCUUUUCCACCCCGUGGAGUGGCACUUGAAACCGAGGGUCGUUCUCGCUGAGCCCCCCGUCGCAGGAUCUCCGUCGGGCGCCCUCGGGGAAGGCUUGGCGCGGCGGUCGAGCAGCCCGAGGCCGCCGACGCGAGCGCUCGCCUGGCGCCUCGUCCAGUCGACCCUGGAGGACCUGCGGAUCCUCUCCUCCGCCCGGGCCGUCAUCAUCGCCGUCGGCGCCACCGUCAUCUUCAACGGCUACCUCAAUUUCCUGGCCUUCGUCCCGUUCGCGAUGCAGGAGGCGGGCCACUCGCUGGGAGACGCCGCCGCCUGUGUCUCCGUCUCGGCCGUCUGCAACAUGCUGACGAGGAUCACGGUGGCCGCGCUGUCGGACACGAAGGCGUUCAGCUUCAGAGUCUGCUACAUGCUGGGCGGCCUCACGAUCACCGCGGCCAUGCUCGCAUUUACCCUUCUGGCGGACAUGGCAUGGAUCAGAGUGACCAUGGGCGUGUGGGGGUGUGGUGUGGGCGCCUUCAUGAGUAUCUUCAACCUCGUCAUGGUGCAUUACAUGGGGAUCGAUAAAUUCAUGCCCAUGCUCGGGGCGACGAUGCUGUUCAUCGCGAGUGGCUACCUCACUAUCGGCCCGCUUGCAGGGUACAUCCGGGACACUACAGGUAGUUACAACGUUGCCAUAUGGAUGCUGGCUGCCACAGUUUUCUCCAGUUGUCUCCUCUGGCUCUUUAUGCCGGCUGCUGAGAUCUAUGACUCUACGAGGGGGCUUCAAAAACCUCGUGGAAAAGGAAACUAUGAAAAAAAAGCUGUAGCGUGA